Messenger RNA from Xiphophorus maculatus (southern platyfish), 2603 nucleotides. Its product is annotated as E3 ubiquitin-protein ligase RNF19B-like. The transcript has 5 exons. The record is from RefSeq and is a predicted model, not a curated record. Bases 397 to 1233 code for a protein of 278 amino acids. Lineage: Eukaryota; Metazoa; Chordata; Actinopteri; Cyprinodontiformes; Poeciliidae.
GGGACAUUUUUGACUGGGAAAUCCCCGCUUUGCAUACUUUAACUUUCAUUUUCGGUUAGAAGUAAUUUAUUUGAAUUAAUAAGACACAAAGAAAACAUCCUGAAUUGAAGCACAGCGGCAAUGUACAAUGCGUGAUAUCAAGCAUUCAAAUCUGUCCUAAACUAUUUAUUUUCUGAGAUCGACGUAAUAAAGUGUCUGUUCUUUUUCUGACUGCAUGUAACGUUUUGCACUUUAUUCUUCCGACUUUGAAUAUUAAGGGGGGGAAAAACAUAUUAAAAAGUUAAAAACAGAGAGUCCUUGGCGCAAACUCAGAUCAUGGUUUCUAGUCGGAGCUGACGUCUGAGUCAAAGUGCGUCUCUGUUUGGGUUGUGAACGUGUCGAGUCCGAAAACGAAAGAUGUCCAUCGAUCCCUCUCCAUACGCAGCGCUGGACAGGCUUUUGCUGGGAAUAAAAAUGGGCUCAGCUACAUCGAAGGAGAAGCGCUACGAUCCCAAAGACUCGUCGCUGAAAUUUGUCGAUGGAGCUGAUGAUAUGGACUUUUUGUGCGAAGGUUUUCAAUCGCGCAGAGCGCAGAUGUCCUGCGGUCACUCGGUGACCCCGACGUCUCUCACUAACUGGUGUCUGCAGCAGCUGGACGAGGGGAAAAGCACGUUUUUAUGUGGUGCCUGUAAAGCUGUGUGGCCUUAUGAGGAGGUCUGCAAGAUGGCUCUCCUGAGCCCUGAAGAAAUGAAAACCUUUGAGAAAACGAUGAAGAUCAAUGCCGCUGUUAGCAGAAGAUGUCCUGGAUGCAAGUCGUCUGUUGCAAAACAAGACAAACUUAAUCUCUGCGUCCGCUGCAAAGCCUGCACAGAGAAGAGAGGACACUCGUAUGAGUUCUGCUGGCAGUGUCAGAGGGAGUGGAAAGGUCCAAAGCCGCGUUCGGACCGCUGUGAGAACGACGGCUGCUGCGACACGGCGCUGCAAACUCUGAGGACCUGCCCAGAAAUCGUCUUCGACACGGUGAGGGGAAUCAGCGGGUGUCCCUCCAUCCGGGCCUGCCCCACCUGCGGGUCACUGCUGGAGCACAAGGGAAACCACUGCAAACAUCUCUUCUGCUCUCGAUGUGCGGUCAAGUUCUGUUUUGUGUGUCUGAAGACUUUUGCUGAAUGUUCGAAAACAAGUAAUAUAUCAGAGCCGUGCUCCAGCGGCGUCGCUCCCAGACAGACAGAGAUCCCCGUGUGGAGAAAAACCUAAACGCUUCGUCCACAGAGUCCAGCACUUCUGUUUGUGAGCGAUUAAUCAACGCCGAUGUGGCCAGCUGUGUUUUCAGAACCUUCUCUGAGAGACAGACAGUAUUUCUGCUCAGAAAUGUCAGAAAUGUUGAGCGUAAACAAUUUAAACGAUAAAACCAAAACCUGGAAUCGUUUGUUUCAGAUCAUGAUGGAUUUGCACCUUGCAAAAGCAUUAAUACUCUACAAAUUUGUCCACUUUUGUCACUUCCACAGUCACUGCAGCGUGUUUUCAUGACGUUUUAUGUCAUAAACUAAGAAAAUGUAGCCAGAAAUGUGGAGUGGAAGAAAAAUGAUAAAUGAUUUACAGUCUUUCCCAGCACAACAGGGAAAUCUACAAUGUUAACGAUUUGUUUUUUUCUCUAUAAAAGUUUGUAAAUUAUUGGAAUUUAUUUUCUUGCUUUUGCACGUCCAGAAUAAACAUAAACAGCUAGUAAAAGCCAACUUAAUUAUCAUCAUGCUUCCUGAUCUCUUAUUGUCAUUAAAUUGACAGAAAAUGUGAAACUUUGGCACUUUAUUUAAACCUUAAAAAGUGUCUAAUUAAUAAUUUGGCCUACAUUUCUCACACUCUUCCUUUAACACAUUUUUAGAUAUAUAACAUGACAAAGAAUAUUAAAUGACUUUUUAAACUUCACUGUGAUGCUCCAUUUUUUAUCAACACUACUUUGGCCUCCUAAUGGCUGUUAGGCAGUUUUUCACAUUCAAAGAAUUUAUUGUAUUUUUUAUUAAAAUUUUUUUUUAAACUUGACCAACUCACUAAAGAAGGCUUUAUAAAAGUUUUCUUUGCUUUGGAACUGAAACUCCACUUCAUCUUCUGUACCACAUUUUCUUUAUUUACUCCAAAAAUAAUGUAAUUUUUUUAUUACUCCAUUCAGUUGCACUUAUUUUUUACUGAUGUGCUAUUUUGUAAUAAAAAUAUGGUAUUUUUCUCAAGCUGUAAAUGUAUCACUUACUGUAAAGUCUAUUAUUUUUACUUUCGGUUUUUAUAUUUUUAUGUUUUGACUUGCCUGUCACGUUACUGCUGGUAAACUGGAAUCCCCCCUCUAUUCUAUUCUAUUCUAUUCUAUUCUAUUCUAUUCUAUUCUAAAUAUGUUUUUGUCACUGAAUUCUGGAAACUUUAGUCAAUAUUUUUAGUUUUAUCCUUUUGCCCUUCACUAUGCUGAAAACAUUCUGUUGAGAGACAUUAAAUGAAUGAUAAAUUAAAUCCAAACUACAAUCAUAAAUCUAGCCAAAUUAUUAUACAAAUAAAAUAAAUGCAUAAAAAAAACAGAUAAGCAAUAUGUUAGUUAAAACAGCUAAGUAAGUAAAUUAGCUGAAUAAAUACAGUACAAUAAG